AUGCUUUCGAGAGACACGGCGUGCCAGCAGCAGCAGCAGCAGCAGGAACGACAACCGUCUAUUUCGAGUGACGCACGGCCGUCAACUGCUUCAAGUGCUGCUACAGUAAGCACAGAAUCAGCACUUCCACCAGAAGCAGAAGCAACUGCUACAAUAGCCGCUCAUCCAUUCAGCAGUUUCAUCGAUGCACUUGUUGGUGCUUUCGCUGUAAGUUUGAACUGA
This is a messenger RNA of Gongylonema pulchrum, 222 nucleotides long. Lineage: Eukaryota; Metazoa; Nematoda; Chromadorea; Rhabditida; Gongylonematidae. The record is from the annotation of a GenBank genome assembly.